Messenger RNA from Triticum aestivum (bread wheat), 815 nucleotides. Its product is annotated as putative cysteine-rich receptor-like protein kinase 35. The transcript has 5 exons. The record is from RefSeq and is a predicted model, not a curated record. Bases 114 to 815 code for a protein of 233 amino acids. Lineage: Eukaryota; Viridiplantae; Streptophyta; Magnoliopsida; Poales; Poaceae. Gene Ontology annotation, molecular function: ATP binding; protein kinase activity. Gene Ontology annotation, biological process: protein phosphorylation.
GGCACACACGAUAUCAAACAAUUAAAGGAAUUUGUCAAGGCUUGCAUUGUCUUCACGAUGGUGGUAUUGCUCAUCUAGAUCUCAAACCGGAGAAUAUACUAUUUGAUGAGAAAAUGGUUCCGAAAAUAUUGGACUAUGGUCUUUCAAGAGUCUUUAGUGAAGAGAUAAGACAAACUGUUCUUAAUAACAUUGAUGGAUCACUGGCAUACAUGGCAACGCCAGAAUACAAGACUGGUGGAGAAAUCACACUUAAGUCUGACAUAUAUUGUUUGGGGGUUAUAAUUAUGCAGAUAGUAACUGGACAAAGCAAAAAGAACUACCCAAAUAUAGCAAGUAUAGUUGAAAGUUGGAGAAGUAGGUUGGAAUUAAAUGCAUCGAAGGGCAGGCACACAUUUGAAACAUGUUACCAGCAAGUGCAAGUAUGCAUUGAGAUAGGGAUACGCUGCAUGGACGAUGACCCAGGGAAAAGACCCGUUACACGGUAUAUCGUCAAUAAGCUUGAUAACAAGGAAACGAAACAGUCAAUCAGAUGUGGCAUGGUGCUUAAGCUGGAAAUCAACGGCAAGCGCUGCAUAUCAUCGUUCAUCCUGAGGAUUGCGUCAAAGCUCGAAGGGAUAAAGUCGAUGACAGUUGACGAGGAGAAGAGCACGCUGAUGGUUGUGGGGACCGUGGAUGUGGUGAAGCUCGUGACGGUGCUGCGCAAGGCGAAGCACCUGGCGCAUGUAAUUACGGUGGGAAGUGCAGAGAACGUGGUGUACCAGUCCGACAGCAUCGACGUCCACGACCAAGAGUCCGACUCCUGCACCAUCAUGUGA